This is a messenger RNA of Racocetra fulgida, 3075 nucleotides long. NCBI's taxonomy places the organism in Eukaryota, Fungi, Glomeromycota, Glomeromycetes, Diversisporales, Gigasporaceae. The record is from the annotation of a GenBank genome assembly.
AUGACCCGUUUAGAAACAGCUGUAGCAUCGAUUGCUUUUUCCACAAGCAAUGUUGUUUACAUUAUUGAACCUAAUAAUCCAAAAUCGUCCAAUUUCCUAACUUCAAGAAGUACCGCCACUAUAGAAUUAUCGAAAUUCCAGAAACAAGAGAAAAAAAAUAUUUUUAAUGAAAUAACUGAAAUAGAAAUUCUUUCUUCAAAUGCCGAUCCAUUUUCACAUUUACAUUCCUCAAUAUCAAAAGGUUCACUUACAUCUUUAUAUAUUCCAUCUGCCUUGUCAAAUGAUGUUUUAAUUCCUGCAAUACCACACCUUUAUAAACUCUCAAAUGGCCGAUGUGCUGCAUUGGUAAUUCAUAUCGCUAUCGAUCGUGAUAAAGUUAAAAAUAUUGAAGAUUAUACUGAUGUCAUGACUUUAAGGCAAACUGGAUGUGCUUUAUUACAUUCAACUGGUAUUCAAGAAACUUUGGAUAUCGCUUUGAUUGCUCACUCUAUAGCAAUUAAAACUGGCGUUCCUGUUAUUCAUUUCUUUGAUCGAGAUUGUGCACAAUCUACUAAAAAAUCUAAACAAUUAGUCCAUUUAGAUAAUAUCAUUGAAAAGUUUAUAGAAGAAGUGGAUAUAACAAAAUAUCGUGAUCUUUUGAAAACAGCCAAAAAAAAAGAUGAACACUAUUUUAGAUCAUCUGAUUCCUCUGUACCUAAUGAUAAAAGCACUAAUGAAUCAACUAAUGGCAGUGACAGUAGAUUAGUACAUAAUCAUAUCGACUUUUUUUCGACUGUAGAAAACAUUUUCACUCAAUUCAGACAAGAAACAAGUCGAUCAUAUGGAAGUCUUGAAUUUAUUGGUGAUCCUAAUUCAAAAUUACUCAUAAUCACCCUUGGUUCUGGUUCAUUCUAUUUAAAAAAAGCCACUAAUAAAAAUUCCAAAGUCUGUAUAAUACGGAUAAGGGUAUAUCGUCCUUGGUCUGAGAAUCAUUUUCUUACUAAUAUUCCAAAAACGAUUCAAAAAGUAGCUGUAUUGGAACAAGUUGUUGCACGUACGACUAAGUGGACUCCAUUAUAUCUUGACGUUGUUUCAGCGUUUCAAAAUCGUGCUCUUUGGUCAGGUGAAGCGCCAGCCAUUAUUAGUGGAAAGUAUGGAACUUUUGAUGAAGAAUCUAUUAAUACUAACGUUACCUCGUUGUUUGAAAGCCUCGAGUCAGGCGAAUUACGACAAAACUUUAUUGUCGGAAAUGAUGACUCGACAUCUCAACAAUUAAAUGGUGUAAAUGGUCAUUCGACUCAUAUAAUCGAAGCACCGAAUAUUGAAAAACCGUACCUCAAAAUGCUUGAAGAAGUCUUUAAAGAUCGUUUGUAUAUUGCAAAUUCUGGUCAUUCAAAUAUUGUUAAACCAACGCCUGAAUUCGCAUUCGGAGUUUUGAUUGCCAAACUCCAAAAGCGUGCACAAUUUGCGGAUCUCGUUGCACGUGCGGUGAAGGAUACUUCUGUUUCUAUUCAAGAGCCUUUGCUGAAAGCUUUAUCGCAAUGGCUUCUUUAUCAAGAUGAUGCUGAAAAAUCAAAGAAAUUUGGUGAUGAAGCCAUUGAAUCUCUUAGUAAAGUUCAUGAUAGUCAUACGAUACUCUCAGAGAUUUAUAAUCAAAAAGAUGAAUUCACAAAAUCCUCACAAUGGAUUAUUGGUUCGGAUGCAUGGACAUAUGAUAUUGGUGGAUCCGGUGUUCAUCACGUAAUUUCAUCUGGAAAAGAUAUUAAUAUCCUGAUAAUUGAUUCUCAACCUUAUACGACCCGUGCUGCUGCUGAUCCUGAAAAACGUAAAAAGGAUAUUGGUUUAUAUGCAAUGAAUUAUGGUGAUGUUUAUGUUGCUUCGGUGGCAAUAUAUUCAUCAUAUACUCAGGUCUUACAUGCUCUAAUGGAAGCUGAAAAGUUUAAAGGACCUUCGAUCGUAUUGGCAUAUAUGCCUUAUUAUAAUGAAAAUGAUAGUUCAAUCACAGUUUUAAAAGAAACUAAACUAGCAGUUGACAGCGGUUAUUGGUCACUAUAUAGAUGGAACCCAGCGUUAGAAAAGGAAGGCAAGGAAGCUUUUACCCUUGAUUCCGAGAAAAUUAAACAGGAGCUUAAAGAUUUCCUUGAUAAAGAAAACCUUCUCACCCAGUUAACACGUUCUAAACCAGAAUUAUCUACAAAUUUAACAAAUUCACUUGAAUCAGAAAUCAAAUUACGUCAGAAAUCAUUCGCGUUAUCUGCAUAUGAAAAGUUAUUAGGUGGUUUAACUGGUCCACCACUUUUAAUUCUUUUUGGUUCUGAUAAUGGUAAUGCGGAGGGUCUCGCAAAAAGAUUGCAUAGUGGCGCUAAGGCCCGUGGUGUUAAUUCACGUUGCAUGCCAAUGGAUGAUUAUCCCAUUGAAGAUAUUGCUUCUGAAAAGAAUAUAGUAUUUGUUGUUUGUACGGCUGGUCAGGGUGAAUUUCCUCAAAAUGCCCGCGAAUUUUGGAAAACAAUUUCAACUACAACAGAUAUUUCUUUUUCAGAAACUCAAUACGCCGUUUUUGGUCUUGGUGAUAGUAAAUAUUGGCCAAGAGAAGAAGAUAUAAUUUAUUAUAAUAAACCUGGAAGAGAUUUAGAUGUCCGAUUGGAAAUUUUAGGCGGAAAAAGACUUUUGAAUCUUGGAUUAGGUGACGAUCAAGAUGCUGAUGGUUAUGAAACGGAAUUUCAAGCAUGGGAACCAGAAUUUUGGAAGGCUUUAGGAGUUGAGCUUCUUGGUGCUGUCGUUGCAGAGAAAAAGAAGACUGAUGAUGAUAUGAAAGUUGAAUCAAAUUAUUUAAGGGGAACAAUCAGUGAAGGCUUGGAAGAUACCUCUACCGGGGCAUUGUGUGAAAGAGAUACAAAGUUGACAAAAUUCCAUGGAAUUUAUGGGGCCAUGCCAUAUAUUGCACCAGAAGUUUUACAGGGAAAUCCGUAUAUACAAGCAUUAGAUAUCUACAGUUUUGGAGUCAUCAUGACAGAAAUUGCAAUUGGAAAAAGAUCAUUUGAUGGUGACCCAUUUUAUAUUGGACUCCCACUAAGGAUUGUCAACGAGAGCGGCUGA